CAGAUUUCUCUCGUUUGUUUCGGAAUGCAUUCUCGUGUUUUCUGUCAUUAAUAUUCUCGUGUCUGAAGAUUGGCUUGUGGCGACCGUUUCUCCACCUGUGAAAGGAAAUUUAUCUAAUCUUCCCACUUUGACUGAGCUUUUCCAUUGCUAAAAAUCCAAUUAAAGGCAUCUUUGAAAUUCCUGCUUCCCGCUCUCCAAAUUUACAGAGCUCUCUGUCAAUGGCAAUUACUAACGACAUUAACAGUGCUUCCCGAUUAAGCACAACGUGCAGAGGCCAUAAGAAGUGCCUAUCUUAGCUCCUCGAUUUCGGCAUACGAUUCCCGAUCAGACACGUGUAAGUAUGAUGCAGACAAAACCAUCAGGUCUUUAGCGUUUUCUGCCUGAUUUUGUACUUAAAACCUACCCUCGCCAAAUGAGAAAUAUUGUUGUACCGAAACAUUGAAAAUGGUGGGCAGCGGGCAGUCACAUGGGGUUUAAGAUUUGCCCCGGAGGAGAGACGUCAAGAGCUGCAUUCCCCAAGCUGGGAAUAGUAAUCGAGCCGUACGAAGGGUUAGGAUUUUGCGGGACCCACAGGCCACAGGCCACAGUCUACAGCCUCGGGGUUUAGAGCCCGGUCACAUGUGAGACGCUCGGACAUCCCGGGAAUAAGCCAAGGUCCACCCAGAUCCGGAUCUUAAGGGGGGAGGAGAUAGAAGCCGUUGAAGUUUGAGCAGAUCGAGUCUUGUUUGCCGUGGAUGGGACGAAAUGUGCUCGAGCUUUAAGCUGGGUUGCGACUUUCCUUCACUGAGAUGUCGUGAACAACCAGUUGACCAUGGAAAUAAAAGAAUCUGCUGCCAGUAAUUGGCAUCAGCGACUCAGCUUUCUCCGCCAUUUGCAGGCAGUCUGUCCGUAUUGUUCAUCAGGGGGAUUGACUGAGAUACCGAUGGAACAAUGUCUAAAUAUGGGAAAACAUUUAAAUUAGAAUGUGUGUAAAAUUUAUGAAGCGGUCGCGAAUUUUGACGGAUCUGCCGAUGAAUUUUGACUCUAACUCCCUUUUUGGAAUCUGGUGGGGUUUUAUGGGCGUAAGAAUCUUCAUCCGUUCAGACGCGACAAGUUAAUGUGCAGGAGAGCUUUUAUGGCACGAACUACCUGCGUACCUGCGUCUUCAGUUAGAUUCUAAUAUGAAACCUUGCUUGGAGUGGCGGUGACAGGGAAAGUUUGAACUUUUAGGUCAACAUAAUCAGUUUUAAAAUUUUCGGCUAGAUAAGGACCUAUCUCGAUCUUGUUUAUUUUAGCCUGGGUUAUUUUGACGUAUUGAUUAGUGACUUAUCUUCUCAAGGGGAAAACAGAGGACGUUUACUCUUAAAAAGAAGAAAAUUUUGAAAGAGGAGAUCAUUGAAAAUAUAGAAAUUCAUGGCGAGGGCUACACUCCCUUUCCUUUUGUUAGUUGCUCUUGUCCUGUUUAUUGCAACUUACAACACGGUCACCAUGAUAUUUCGGCAUAGUGUUGAAGGAGGGCAUGGUGUUGACGGAGGAUAUCCAGAUCCAGAAAUUGCAAAUAGAGUGGAUAGAGAGGAUCGGCCAUCAUCUUUUUCGGAUCCAGUAAUAAAAAGGCCGCCAAGAACGGAAUCUUCUAAGAGGAUGCCUUUUCAUGUUGCAGUGACUGCUACUGAUGCUCCGUACAACAAAUGGCAGUGCCGUCUAAUGUACUAUUGGUAUAAGAAGUUUAAGGAUCAACCAGGUUCUGAGAUGGGAGAGUUCACUCGAGUGCUACAUUCUGGAAACCCCGAUGAUCUUAUGGAUGAAAUUCCAACUGUUGUGGUGGAUCCUCUUCCGCCUGGAUUAGAUCGGGGCUACAUUGUGUUAAACAGACCAUGGGCCUUCGUGCAAUGGUUGCAAAAGGCUACAAUUAAAGAGGAAUAUAUCUUGAUGGCUGAGCCUGAUCAUAUAUUUGUUAAGCCUUUGCCAAAUUUAGCACGAGAUGAAUUUCCUGCAGCUUUUCCAUUUUUCUACAUCAAGCCCACUGAUCAUCCUCAAUUGGUACAGAAAUUCUAUCCUGCAUCAAUGGGGCCUGUCACAGACGUGGAUCCAAUUGGAAACUCUCCUGUCAUUAUAAAAAAGUCUUUACUGGAGCAAAUUGCACCCACAUGGAUGAAUGUUUCACUGAAAAUGAAGGAAGAUCCAGAAGCUGAUAAAACCUUUGGAUGGGUCCUUGAGAUGUAUGGAUAUGCCAUCGCAUCUGCCUUGCAUGGGGUACAGCAUAUUCUCAGGAAGGAUUUUAUGAUUCAGCCCCCGUGGGAUUUGGAAGUUGGAAAUAAGUAUAUCAUUCACUAUACGUAUGGUUGUGAUUAUAAUAUGCAGGGGAAGUUGACCUAUGGAGUUAUUGGAGAGUGGCGAUUUGAUAAAAGAUCAUACCUUCGUGGAGCUCCACCAAGAAAUCUUACCAUGCCUCCACCUGGAGUUCCAGAAAGUGUGGUGACUUUAGUAAAAAUGGUAAAUGAAGCAACUGCAAACAUUCCAGGUUGGGAAAAAGCAGUCUCAAAAGAUGAGGUGAAUUUGGUGGAAAAGGUACAUGGAGCUGCCAAAAAAAUUCCAGGUCGCAAAGGACAGAGUUGACACACUAUGUUUGUGCAAUGUACAAUGGGAGGGAUUUGAUUUUCAAUUCAAAAUUCGGAUAGUGUUCUUGGCACCAAUUGUCAGCUCUGGAUGGUGGAUUUGUUUAUUCAAAAUUCUUUUAGCAAUGGAUAUAAUCUGAGCAGGUACUGCUGCUAUGUAUAUCUCAAAGAAACGACUUGUAGCAUGUUUAAUUAAUAUAACUAGGCAUUAGUUGAGGGACCCUUCACCAUGGUGCCGUCCUUUGUCCAAAGUGAGGUGAUUGUAUCCCUAUUUGAGGUUGAGGUACAAAGUUGAGAAUUCCAACAGUGGGCAUUUGACCGGCUAUUUUUGUCAGUCAAUCUUGACUUGACUUUUUGAGAAUGGAAUUUGUUGAGUUUGACCAGUCCCUAGUUGAAUAUUAUAAGGAAAUAUGCUAAAAGUCGUGAUUAUUGAAGUUGGUAAUAUGCAUAUGACAGUUGGAAAUAUGGUUCAUGUUUAUUUCCUUAGCUUGAAGUUCAUGUUGGUCCUUGCAAUUUAAAGCCUCGGGUAUAUUUUCUUCUCACU
Molecule: messenger RNA, 3138 nt
Organism: Cryptomeria japonica (Japanese cedar)
Lineage: Eukaryota; Viridiplantae; Streptophyta; Pinopsida; Cupressales; Cupressaceae
Product: hydroxyproline O-arabinosyltransferase NOD3
Exons: 12
Coding region: 1393-2595 (400 amino acids)
Molecular function (GO): glycosyltransferase activity
Source: RefSeq, a predicted model, not a curated record